Molecule: messenger RNA, 615 nt
Organism: Astrephomene gubernaculifera
Lineage: Eukaryota; Viridiplantae; Chlorophyta; Chlorophyceae; Chlamydomonadales; Astrephomenaceae
Source: the annotation of a GenBank genome assembly
CUCAGAUACUCCAGUACUGUAUACAUUUCAGCUGUUCUUCUCUACCUAAUUUGUUGGGGCUUUUCCGCGCCUGCCUACCAUGGCCUCAGUCUCGGCGAAACUUCUCCAAUUCUGGAAUAGCCCCACGGGGCCGAAGACGACGCAUUUUUGGGGACCAGUUGCCAACUGGGGCUUUGUGCUUGCGGGUCUUGCUGAUAUGCGAAAAGAUCCCGAGUACAUUUCGCCCAAUAUGACGGGAGUCAUGUGCGUCUAUAGCGUGCUCUUCAUGCGGUUCGCCUGGGAGGUCAAGCCACGCAACUACCUGCUCCUCGCCUGCCACGCCUCCAACGAGGCCGUACAGCUAUACCAGCUCAGCCGCUGGUACGGCUGGAGCAGCAGCCAGCAGCAGCAGCAGCAGCAGGCGGGGGGCAACAAGGAGGCGGCUGCUGGGGUGAAGGUGGAGGAGGUGAAGCGGGUAGAGGCGGCGCCCAGCAAGGCAGCGUGAGGUGACGCAGGGGUUGGCUGCAAGGGGUAGCUGCACAGCAGGGUUGCUGCAAGGGUGAGCUGUUAGAACAAUGGAAUGAAGAGGAGAAGGUCCUGCAGCGGUUCGCACGACUGAGUGGUUGCUGGUUGGGU